Molecule: messenger RNA, 820 nt
Organism: Brassica napus (rape)
Lineage: Eukaryota; Viridiplantae; Streptophyta; Magnoliopsida; Brassicales; Brassicaceae
Exons: 1
Coding region: 141-638 (165 amino acids)
Source: RefSeq, a predicted model, not a curated record
GUAACCUCAAACUCUAUAAAUAUACAAAGACACAUCUCCAAAACUGGACAUACAAAAAAAUCUCCAAAGACAUUAUUGACACAAAAGAUUAUCACAAACUAAAGUAAGGAACAAAAAUCCAAACAAGUUUUUUAAAAAAGAUGGGGAAUUGUAUAGUAAUGGAGAAGAAAGUGAUAAAGAUAAUGAGAAAUGAUGGAGAAGUAGUUGAAUACAGAGGACCCAUGAAGGUUCAUGACAUCCUCACCCAAUUCUCUGGUCACUACUCUCUCUUUGAUUCUCUGUCAAACCAUUGUCAUCUUCAUCCACAAGCCAAGCUUCUCUGUGGUCGUAUCUACUAUCUCAUGCCGAAGCAGACGACCACAGUAAAGCACAAGAAAACGAAGAAAGUCAGGUUUGCAAAUCCAGAGGUUGAAAAAGAAGGAGAUAUUAAGGAGAAGAGUCCUAGUGUCGUGAGAGUGAAGAUGGUUGUGAGUAAGAAAGAGCUAGAGAAGCUGCUUCAAGGAGGUUCAGUUCAUGAAGUGGUCUAUAGGAGUCUUGAUAAGCAACAUCUAUGUCGUGAUGAUGAUGGUGCAGCUUCUGCUGAAGAGUGUCUUACAGGCUGGAGACCUUUGUUAGAUAGCAUUCCAGAAUCUGUGUAGCCUAUAGCAUGUCCAUAUCUUACAUAAAUAUAUAUGACACAUACAUAGAUAUAUACAUAGAUAACAGAGAGGAAAGAAAGCAUGUAAGUCCCGGGUUCCAAUGGUGUUACAUAAAAGAAAGUUUCAAAGUUUGUAAUAAAACCCCAAAAAUGUGAAUAAAUGUUAUGUUGAAAUUUCCAAAA